GAGAGGCGAAAUUUGAAAAGGACAAAGCCGCAAGAUGGAAAAUACUUAAAUGUAGUGGGGAAGAGGGAGAAGGGAGAAGGGAGAAGGGAGAAAAAAGUGAGAAAAUCUGGCUACUCUUUGAUACAAAUACAAUCCCAGAUUACGCGCAUCUCCUCUCCUCCCUCGUUCCCCAUUUUGAACAUUCUCAUUUCGCCUUCCACUUUUCCUCUUUUUGUUUUUCUCUCUGUCUUCCCUCUUUCUAUUUGUGUCUGUAUAUAUAUAUACACACACAUACACACACAAACUCUCAACCAACAGCACUAACACACAUACACACAAAAUCUCUCUCUCUUUCUGACUCUGACUCUGACUAGCCUUCCCUCCUCUCCUUUUCAUUCUCUUUUUUUUUUUUUAUCGUUUUCCGCCGCACAGGCGCAGAUCGUCUCCCUGUUUCUUCCUUGUCGAUCUGUACGGGUCGAUGCGGCUACCUCUGAUUGAUUGACUUCAAUUCUACUCUGUUGUUUUUUUAUAAGCUGCUGAGUUGUCUGUCAUGGGCCAGUGUUAUGGUAAAACUGUCCCUACAGUCCGCGAUUCUGAUGGAGCAGUCGUCACAGCUGUUGGGAAUACUGGUGAAGACGCCGAUCAGCCUUUGCCACAGACGCCUGUUAACAACAACAACAACAACAACAACAGCAGCAAUUUUCCGUCUGUUAAAAAUACUCCUGCUCGAUCCUCUGCUAAUAGUCCUUGGCCGAGUCCGUAUCCGCACGGUGGUGCGGGUGUGACUCCGUCUCCUGCUAGGUCUACUCCCAGAAGGUUCUUCAAGCGCCCUUUUCCUCCGCCGUCUCCGGCCAAGCACAUCAAAGCGUCGCUUGCUCGGCGAUUUGGCCAUGCGAAGCCGCCUACGGAAGGGCCAAUUCCCGAGGAUGUUACAGCAGAGACUGAUCAGUCGUUGGAUAAGAAUUUUGGAUACACCAAGAAUUUCGGAGCCAAGUUUGAGUUGGGGAAAGAGAUCGGCCGUGGCCAUUUUGGUCAUACAUGUCACGCAAAGGGCAAGAAAGGUGAACUUAGGGACGUACCGGUUGCUGUCAAAAUCAUCUCUAAAGCUAAGAUGACAACUGCAAUCUCCAUUGAAGAUGUACGCAGAGAGGUGAAGAUAUUGAAGGCUCUAUCAGGCCAUAAGCAUCUCGUGAAAUUUUACGAUGCUUGUGAGGAUACUAAUAAUGUGUACAUAGCAAUGGAGUUGUGUGAAGGAGGAGAAUUACUUGACAGAAUAUUGUCAAGAGGCGGUAAAUACUCAGAGGAUGAUGCCAAACUAAUUAUUCUUCAAAUUCUAAAUGUAGUUGCAUUUUGCCAUCUCCAAGGUGUGGUCCACCGUGAUCUAAAGCCCGAGAAUUUCCUUUUUACUUCCCGAAGUGAAGAUGCUGAUAUGAAGCUUAUUGAUUUCGGGCUUUCUGACUUUAUAAGACCAGAAGAAAGACUUAAUGAUAUUGUCGGAAGCGCAUACUAUGUGGCACCAGAAGUUCUCCACAGGUCUUACAGUUUGGAAGCGGAUAUAUGGAGUAUUGGGGUGAUUACCUACAUUUUGUUAUGUGGAAGCAGACCGUUCUGGGCAAGGACUGAGUCUGGGAUUUUUCGCGCAGUAUUGAGAGCUGACCCUAACUUUGAAGACUUACCUUGGCCUUCUGUGACCCCUGAGGCCAAGGACUUCGUAAAGAGGCUUUUAAACAAAGACUAUCGUAAGAGGAUGACUGCUGCUCAAGCUUUGACGCAUCCAUGGUUGCGCAGUGAAAGCCAUCCUAUUCCUUUGGAUAUAUUGGUCUAUAAGUUGGUGAAGUCAUAUCUUGAUGCUACACCUCUCAAACGGGCAGCACUAAAGGCUCUUUCUAAAGCUUUGACGGAAGAUGAACUGGUUUACCUAAGAGCUCAAUUUAUGCUUCUGGAACCUAGUGAAGAUGGUCGUGUCUCUCUUGAAAACUUCAGAUUGGCUCUUUUAGGAAAUGCUACUGAUGCUAUUAAGGAGUCAAGGGUGCCCGAUAUUCUGAAUGCGAUGGCAACAUUGUCAUACCGGAGGUUGGAUUUUGAAGAGUUUUGUGCGGCUGCAAUCAGCACAUAUCAAUUGGAAGCCCUCGAGGGCUGGGAGCAGAUUGCAUCAGUGGCAUUUGAACAUUUUGAGCAAGAGGGAAAUCGGCAUAUUUCAGUGGAGGAAUUGGCUAGGGAGUUGAAUGUAGGACCAACUGCUCAUUCCAUUCUCAGAGAUUGGAUAAGAAGUGAUGGGAAACUCAGUUUGCUUGGAUAUACCAAAUUUUUGCAUGGUGUGACUCUUCGGAGUGCACAUAUGAGACAUCAUUAGCAUGCUUAACUUACUCUUUUGGAUAGUGUUUGGCAAAAUGAUAGAAACUGUUGAUUAAAAAAAAAAAAAAGAAAGAAUACAUUGAUGAUAUGAAGAUAUUUUUUCUUA
Capsicum annuum is the source of this 2440-nucleotide messenger RNA. Its product is annotated as CDPK-related kinase 3. Lineage: Eukaryota; Viridiplantae; Streptophyta; Magnoliopsida; Solanales; Solanaceae. The record is from RefSeq and is a predicted model, not a curated record. Gene Ontology annotation, cellular component: cytoplasm; nucleus. The coding region runs from base 530 to 2332 and encodes 600 amino acids. Gene Ontology annotation, biological process: protein autophosphorylation; peptidyl-serine phosphorylation; intracellular signal transduction. The transcript is spliced from 11 exons. Gene Ontology annotation, molecular function: calcium-dependent protein serine/threonine kinase activity; calmodulin binding; ATP binding.